Messenger RNA from Chenopodium quinoa (quinoa), 1011 nucleotides. RefSeq lists its product as uncharacterized. Bases 1 to 1011 code for a protein of 336 amino acids. The transcript has 4 exons. The record is from RefSeq and is a predicted model, not a curated record. Lineage: Eukaryota; Viridiplantae; Streptophyta; Magnoliopsida; Caryophyllales; Amaranthaceae.
AUGGAAGAAAGAGCAACUCAAAAUAACACUUUUAUACCAGCUCAAUCAUUCCAACCAAAGCCAUGGAAACAUCAAAGGUCACACCCCCUGGAUAAAAUUAUAAGUGACCUAAGUAAGGGAACUCAGACGAGAUCCCAACUGAGAAAAUUUUGUGCAUUCAACGCCUUCCUAUCAACACUGGAACCUCUAAAUCACAAAGAAGCCUUGGAAGAUGCUGAUUGGAUUGUUGCCAUGCAAGAGGAAUUACAUGAAUUCGAAAGAAACAAAGUGUGGCACCUUGAACCUAAACCAAAGAAUCAAAAGGUUAUUGGUCUCAAAUGGGUAUACAGGAAUAAGCUAGAUGAACAUGGCACAAUUGUAAGGAACAAGGCAAGAUUGGUUGUUAAAGGCUACAAUCAGCAGGAAGGUAUCGAUUUUGAGGAGACUUUCGCUCCUGAAGACGUCUAUGUUGAACAACCACCUGGAUUUGAGGAUCCAAACUUUCCUAACCAUGUUUUUAAGCUUGAUAAAGCACUGUCUUUGUGCAAGAUUUCAAUCGGAUCCAAAGGAAUCGCAUCUAACAGCCGUCAAAAGGAUUCUACGAUACUUAAAAGGGACGGAAGACUUGUGUCUGUUCUAUCCAAAAGUGACUCGUUUGACCUAAGAGGAUAUGCUGAUGCUGACUAUGCAGGAGAUUUAGUAAAUCGUAAAAGCACGUCAGGUAUGGUCCAAUUCUUAGGCUCUUGCAUGGUUUCUUGGAGUUCCAAGAAACAAAACACUGUUGCUCUAUCCACUGUCGAAGCAGAAUAUGUGGCUGCUGCUGCAUGUUGCUCUCAAUUGCUAUGGAUAAAACAACAGUUGCGUGACUAUGGCAUUAUUUUAGAGUGCGUUCCUAUUCAUUGUGAUAACACAAGUGCCAUUUGCAUCUUUAAAGAUCCAGUACAACACUCUAAAGUUAAGCAUAUACAUCCUUUAAGCAGAGACAAGUUUGAAAAGAUGCGUGUGGAAUUGGGGAUGCUACGGCUCAAGUGA